GUGAGCGCGCAUAGGAGAGCACAACCACUGGAAUCAAGGAGAAUAUGUGAAGGCAGCGCAUGAACGAGAGAGAGAGAGAGACAGACAGGGAGAAAAUUAGAGACAGAAUGAGUGAGACAGAACGGCAAUAGAGGGUUGGCAGGUGGACCAAUGAAAGAGCUGGAGAGGAGAAGAUGCUUCAGCUUUGUCAGUGUCUCCAGCAUCAUGAGGACGAUACAGUACAACCUGCACAAACAGACUGACAUAUCAGCAGCGUCCUCCUGAUUCAAAUCAAGCAGCGAACCAACAGAACUCUACUCAUCUGGAUCACACCAGGUCUUAAUGACACCCGGAGCACGAAGUAUCAGCGAGACGAAGCAAACUGUGAUAGACCUCCUAAAAGCCUCUUUUUUAUGAUGGUGCGAUGGAACAGCUUCAACUCUAGAUGAACUAAUCUUGAUUCAACAAUAUGCUGUGGAUCAAUUCUCCACUGGGAGGUUGUUCUUGAGGCAAGAGCACAUGGAGAGUAACAUCGUAAUACUUUGAUUCACAGACUCAAUUUCUUUUUAAUGAGCUGGAAUGCCUUUCCCCUGCCAAGAAUGAGAAGUUGAAUGAUGCUCAGUGAGCCAUGCCCUUCAACACCUGCACACUCUCAUAGACGAGCACAGGUUUGCUUAGGAAUCGGAGAGGAAAGCUCAUACUUAGAAUUCUACAGAUGCAACAAUUUAGCCUUCAGAUUUCAAUUUUUUUGCUUAUUACUUCAGAUAUUUUGAGUUCUGAAGCCAAGUCCCUUAGGAGCUGGAGAUGAGACUGCUGGGUCAACCUGACUAUUGGUUUGGCAUAAAAAAUUUCAAGGACACUUGAAGGUUGAAGAAAAAAAAACUUGGAGAUAUUCCGUUUCUUUUAUUGUGACAAAUUAAGAGGCCCAAUUUGGGUGCAAAACAUAUCAAAUACAAUACCAUACAAUUUAAAAUGGCUGAACUUGCUGGAUACAAUGGCAGCGAGAGCUUCAUGUUCUCAACCGGUCUGCCUUUCAACUCUACUGGUGACUAUGACUAUUAUGAACCUGAACCUGAUGCUAGCAAGAUCAUCAUCCCCUCCAUCUAUGCACUAGUGUGCUGUGUCGGAGUCACAGGAAACGCCAUGGUCAUCUACGUCAUUCUCAAGUAUGCCAAGAUGAAGACGGCCACCAACAUCUACAUUCUCAAUCUUGCCAUUGCGGAUGAACUCUUCAUGUUGAGCGUCCCGUUCCUGGCGACCUCGGCCGCGGUGCAUCACUGGCCGUUUGGCUCGCUUAUGUGUCGUUUGGUUCUCAGCGUGGACGGCAUCAACAUGUUCACGAGCAUUUUCUGCCUGACCGUGCUGAGUGUGGACCGCUACAUCGCCGUGGUGCACCCUAUCAAAGCGGCUCGCUACCGUCGCCCGACUGUCGCAAAAGUGGUCAACGUUUGCGUGUGGGGACUUUCACUGCUUGUUAUUCUGCCCAUCAUCAUUUUUGCGGACACGGUUCCGGCACAGGAUGGUGGAGUGGACUGCAACUUUCUAUGGCCGGAGGCCUCGUGGUCAGAAGCAUUUGUGGUCUACACAUUUCUACUGGGUUUUUUGCUCCCAGUGGCAGCCAUCUGCAUGUGCUACUGCUUGAUUGUGGUGCGCAUGCGGGCUGUGGGCCUCAAAGCGGGCUGGCUGCAGCGACGGCGCUCUGAAAAGAAGAUCACACGCAUGGUGUUGCUGGUGGUCGCCGUUUUCGUGCUCUGCUGGAUGCCGUUUUAUAUUGUGCAGCUGAUCAGUGUGUUCCGCAAACCGCCGGACCCCAUGGUGACUCAGCUAUUUGUCAUUCUGAGCUACGCUAACAGUGGCGCCAACCCCAUUCUCUAUGGAUUUGUGUCUGACAACUUCCGCCGCUCGUUCCAGCGUAUCAUCUGCUUCCGCUGGCUGGAGAAUGGGCUGGAUGCUGAGCAGGUGGACUAUUGUGCUGUGGCCCUACGGCGUCAGACCACAUGUGGUCCACAGGACUUUCCAAAAGAGUGCUUAGCCUCGGACAUGGUGUUUCGUAAUGGAACCUGCACGUCUCGUACAACCACUCUGUGAGAUGCUAUUCAGUGAGUGUGCUAGAGUUUCAAGGGAUAGAAACCAAAAAAGAAAAUUCUGUCAUCAUUUACUUACCUUCACGUCGAUUCAAACCUGUAUGACUUUCUUUCUUUUGUGGAACAGAAAAGAUGAUGUUUUGAAGAAUCUUUUUGGUUACCAUUGACUUCCAUUGCCUGGACAAAAAACAAACUUAUUUUAUGUUCCACAGAAGAAAGUAAGUCAUGUUUAAAAUGACAUGAGGGUGAGAAAAUUUUCAUUUUUGGGUGAACUAACCCAUUAUUACUUCAUUCAUUGAGACAUGGAGUGCAGUACCAAUUGGCAAAUGAAUGUUACACUGGCUGAGAGCUAAUACCAUUAUUUAAAGGGAUAGUUCACCCAAAAAAAGAAAAUUAUCCCAUAAUUUACUCACCCUCAAGCCACUCUAGUGUAUAUGGCUUUCUUCUUUUAGCCGUUAUAGCAGUUAUAAUAAAUAACAUCCCGGCUCUUCCCAGCAUUGUAAUGGCAUUGAAUAGUGCCCGAGUUUUUGAAGCUCCAAAAAGUGCAUCCAUCCAUCAUAAAAGUAAUCUUAACUCCAGUGGAUUAAUAAACACCUUCUGAAGUGAAGCGAUGGGUUUUUGUAAGAAAAAUAUGCAUAUUUAAAAUUGUAUAAACUAUAAUUUCAAGUUUCUGUCAACGUCCACACAAGCGUUCACGAGAGAGUUGAGUUCUGGGGAAAGGUGACCUCUGACCCGACGUAUGAAAACUCAAGCUCCUCUUCUCUUAUACCGAAAUCCUCCGACAUUUUUCUUUAAAACUUUUUGUUUUAGACUUCUAACUCGUGACCGGCAUUUUGUUUUGCUGUAACCUCUGCGCUUAUCAAUUCUCACCUAAGCAUGCGCUACGCAUACGUCGGAUCAGAGGGCGCUCUUCCAGCCAGAACUUGACUCUCUCAUGAUCGCACAUACAGCCAUUGCCAGAAGCCAGCGAUUAUAGUUUAUUAAGUUUUAAAUAUGGAUAUUUUUCAUAAAAAAACAUCACUUUGCUUCAGAAGGCAUUCAGAACCCACUGGAGUCUUAUGGAUUACUUUUAUGAUGGAUGGAUAUGCUUUUUGGAGCUUCAAAAACUAUUCAAUGCCAUUACAAAGCUGGGAAGAGCCAGGAUAUUAUUAAUAUAACUCAGAUUGUGUUUGGCUGAAAGAAGAAAAUCAUAUAUACCUAAGAUGGCUUGAGAGUGAGAAAAUUAUGGGAUAAUUUUCAUUUUUGGGUGAACUAUCCCUUUAAGGGAUAUAAACACAAAGAGAGGCUAUUCUGAGCAACUGUAAGCACAAUUACAAGGUCAGAUUAAUACAAGAAUAAUAAUUGCAUUUACAUGAAGUUAAAAUUGCUACUUUAUCCCAAUAUUUCCUGGCUGGAAUACAUUACACAACUUGUAAAACACUAGGCAUCAGGCUUUUUGUAAAUGGUAAAACAACUUUGUAAAUGGUUACAGAUUAAAUCUAGGUAUCAUACACUAAACAAUUGAGGAUCAGAUACCAGACUUUCAAAUCAUUCUGAACACAACAAACUCAUUGAGAGGAGAUACAUGACAAAUGUCUCAAUGUCUGAAAUCCUCCAACUGUAGUCUCAAGCCAAAAAAAAACAAAAAAAAAACAGAGAAUGUUACCAUCAUACACUACACAAUUUUCUGUGAAAUUGAUCAAUUGCCCAAUAUCCACAGACUUGUUCUGGCUUUCAGCAACUAGAGUUGACUUGUCCAGACUAUUAAUCGGGGCAAAAAUCUGUACAAAAAUUUGUGUAGUGUAUUCCAGCCUUUAUAAUAAUCAUAAGAAUAAUAAGAGAAAGUCACAGAAAAUGGUAAUUUAUGCAUUGUUCAUACAUUUAUUGUCUUACCAAUUUUUGAUAUCUGAAUAUGUAUCUAAAGAGAGGAGACAGUCCAGUGCAUUUGUACAGUAAACCCAAACGUUUGUUGAAUCUUUAAAUAUCUCUCAUUUCUAAUUGAUGUGUAGACAUUAUUUUAAUAUGAUCUUAAGGGAAUAGUUAACAACAACAUGAUAUGGCAAUUAGGGUUCAUAAUUUACUCAUUAUAAAAGUGAGGUCACAUUUAUCGUUGCUCUGCAAGAUUUCACAUUCAAAAUCCACUCACGUUUCCCCAUGUAGACUGUGCAUCGGAUUAAAGCUGUUCACACAAAUUUGCUGUGUUGACCAUCAGAAAGCUGCUUGGUUUGAAAGGGACCUCUGUGUGAGCGGUGAUUCUAUUGACUUUUUUGCCUGAGAAAUUUUGCAGAAAUACUGCUAAUGUGACACAGGUACAGGGUCACCAAAAUGGAGAGCAAAGUCAGAAUGUCAGAAUGCUUGCCUUAAAAAUACUACUGAAUUUCCAUAAAAAUCUCUAUUUAUGUGAUGAAGAUUGCCCCGAAAAUCUUAUAAUGAACAACCAUUAUCCCCCAUACUGUUAAAUUUGUGAUCUUUAUGUAAUAAUGUUAAUUGUGGAUUCAUUGUAGAUCAAUGUUAUAUGAAACAUAUGUUAUACAAUUACUUUGUGGAUUCUAAUUAAGUGUACUUUUGAAUGCAUACAUAAACGCACAAUAUCACCAACAAAAUAAUCCAUUAGUUCUUGCUUAAAUAGAUUUCUUUAUGUUUGUGAGGCAAAUGCCCAAAUUUUAUUCAGUUCACCUUGCUUUAAAUUGUGUUGUGGGUCCAAAUUGUUGAUAUUUUUAAGUAUAUAAAAUAAAAAAAAGACAAUAAAGGUUGA
Ctenopharyngodon idella (grass carp) is the source of this 4797-nucleotide messenger RNA. It is a transcript of the gene sstr1b, whose product is annotated as somatostatin receptor 1b. Gene Ontology annotation, biological process: neuropeptide signaling pathway; cellular response to glucocorticoid stimulus. The coding region runs from base 952 to 2067 and encodes 371 amino acids. Gene Ontology annotation, molecular function: neuropeptide binding; somatostatin receptor activity. The transcript is spliced from 2 exons. Gene Ontology annotation, cellular component: neuron projection; membrane. The record is from RefSeq and is a predicted model, not a curated record. NCBI's taxonomy places the organism in Eukaryota, Metazoa, Chordata, Actinopteri, Cypriniformes, Xenocyprididae.